AUGGUCGAAGUGACGGUACUGGACUACGGCGCGGGCAACGUACGCAGUCUCAAGAACGCCAUCCGCGCCGCGGGUCACUCGGUGAAAGACGUGGCAUGCGCCGCCGACAUUCGGACCGCGCAGGUGCUCAUUUUCCCGGGCGUGGGGAACUUUCGCGCCGCGAUGGAGUUUCUGCAGACAAGUGGCUACAUUACCGACCUGCGGGCGUACGUGGCUGCCAAUCGUCGGUUUCUGGGCAUCUGUCUGGGCAUGCAGACGCUGUUUGAAGGCUCGGAAGAGUGUCCCGAGCUUCGGGGACUGGGGGUGCUCAAGGGCACUGUCGCCCGCUUUGCGUCCGACCACGUGGCGGUGCCUCACAUUGGCUGGAACGGUAUCACUGCGUGGAAAAAGUCGGCGCUCUUCUCGGCCCUUCCAGUGGCUACAGCUGCGGCGAAAGUGUACUUUGUGCACUCGUUUCGAGCGAUCAAGACGGACAAGAACGCUGACUGGGUGCUCACGACGACGAACUACGGCGACGUGGAGUUCAUCAGUGCCGUGCAAAAGGGCAACGUCAUGGCGACGCAGUUUCAUCCAGAGAAGAGCGGGGCUGUGGGCAUUGCAAUGCUCAAGGGGUUCUUGGACACGCGCGAGAUGCCGGACCACGAUGCUGUGGUGUCUACGGCGCGCUUGGCGCCACGGACGACGCUGUCAAAACGGAUCAUUGCGUGUUUGGACGUCCGGGCGAAUGAUCAGGGGGAUCUGGUUGUGACGAAAGGCGACCAGUACGACGUGCGCGAGAGCUCGAGCAUCGCGAGAGAAGGCAAUGUCCGCAAUAUGGGCAAACCAGUUGAUCUGUGCAAGCGCUACUUUGACGAGGGAGCUGACGAGGUGGCGUUCCUCAACAUCACGAGCUUCCGUGAGCAGCCAAUGGGCGAUUUGCCGAUGGCUCGGAUACUGGAGGCGAGUUCGGAGUGCGUGUUCGUGCCGCUGACGAUUGGCGGCGGCAUUCGUGAGUACAUGGAUGACCAACAGAAGAUCCACUCGGCGCUCGAUGUGGCGGCAUUGUAUUUCCGCUCGGGGGGCGGACAAGGUGACGGAUUGAGCUCAAUCGAGACGAUCUCUGCCGUGUACGGCAACCAGGCCGUGGUGGUGUCGAUGGACCCCAAGCGCGUGUACGUUGCGUCGUUCUAUGACGAGAACGCGAGAGGCCACAAUGUCGUCAAGCUGUCACGACCGGGUCCUAAUGGGGAAGAGUACUGCUGGUACCAAAUGACGGUGCGCGGUGGCCGGGAGACUCGUAACAUUGACGCAGUGCAGCUGGCUCGAGCGGUUGAGGCUCUCGGCGCCGGUGAGUUGCUGCUAAACUGCGUGGACAUGGACGGUCAAAAGGCUGGGUACGAUCUCGACCUGAUUGCGCUCGUGAAGAAGUCGGUGCGCAUCCCAGUCAUUGCGUCCAGUGGUGCGGGCCAGCCGUCGCACUUUACCGAGGUCUUUGAGAAGACGAACUGCGAUGCGGCGCUUGCAGCGGGUAUCUACCACCGCAAGGAGGUGUCGAUCCACGACGUCAAGAGACAAUUGCAGGCCGACAAGAUCGACGUGCGUCUGUGA
Hyaloperonospora brassicae is the source of this 1587-nucleotide messenger RNA. NCBI's taxonomy places the organism in Eukaryota, Oomycota, Peronosporomycetes, Peronosporales, Peronosporaceae. The record is from the annotation of a GenBank genome assembly.